Cuscuta epithymum is the source of this 4060-nucleotide messenger RNA. The record is from the annotation of a GenBank genome assembly. Lineage: Eukaryota; Viridiplantae; Streptophyta; Magnoliopsida; Solanales; Convolvulaceae.
CACAAAUGUAGAACUUUUCUCUCUCGAUUUUUCCCAACACCAAUAUUCUCUCGUUGUUCUCAUACUAGGGCUGGACUCGGGCCGGGUGGCCCGACCCGGAACCGACCCGGCCCGCCCACUGUAGCAAUCGGCCCGGCCCGGUAGCCCGGUCCACCAGCGGUUCGGGUCGAACCGGCCCGGUGGAUACCGGUUCCGGGCCCGGGCCCUCCAUUUGGUGGUUACCGGGUUCGGGCCCGGCCCGGCCCGGAAUUAAUUUUAUUUUAUUUUUUUUUUUUUAGAAAAUUUUUUAAGUUUUGGGUGGGAUUAGGUAUUUUGGGCCAUUUGAGGUGAUUUAGGGUGGUUUGGGGUUGAGGGGGAGGGUUAGGGGUUAAAUAAAAGAAGCCAAAAAAAAAAUAUUAAAUACCCGGGUGAACCGGUCCGGCCCGGAACCGGACCCGGAACCGCCCACCCCCGGUUCGGGAUCGGGCCUCAUAUUUCUGAACCGAGGCCCGGCCGGGCCCAGGCCCGAACCGGCCCGGUUCAGUCCAGCCCUAUCUCAUACAAAUACAAGUAGUUCUCUUUCCCAAUUCUUCUCCUACAUCCUUCUCUGUAAUAAACCAAAAAGCAUGGUUAUCAAAUGGGUUUAUAGUCGCAUUUAGAUUUUGGCACGGCUGUGUGCAUAUUGAACACGAAUACACGAUACUUCUAAAUUCUAAGAGCAUCCACAAUGCUCUAAUGUCUAGUCUACUUAUAAAGUGCCAAAUGUCAAAUAAUUAAAUGGUCUGGCCGAAACAAGUCUCUAAUGCAUUCAAUCUUCCGGCCUAUCACAGCUGCCAUGUGGAAAAUAUUAUAUUAAAAUAAAUAAUAUUUGACCCCUCUUCUUGUUUGAUUUUCUCAAGGUCUUUUAGCCCAUUAGCUCAGGUUUUCUCUUUACACACACAAAACAGUUCAAGUAUGGAAUAAUUAAAAUCAAAUCAUAGGCCAGAAGGGAAAUUCAACGUGCUUUAGUGAUUAGCUAGAAGAGAAAUUAAACCAAAAUAUGAAACGGAGCAACCUAAUGAAUUGAUAGGCAUGUGUAAACUGUAAAGUACAAAUUUAUUGUUCCACGAGUACUAGAUAUUCAGGAAGGAAAUAGCAAUAUGACAAUAUCAUACGAAAUCGGGAACGAUAGAUUACAGGGGAUUAAAGCUAUUUUAUCAUAAAUUUAAAUCUGAAAAAAUCGCAUACACACACAAGUAGUAGUCUAGUAGAUAUGGAGAUCGAGAACAAAAACUGAGAACUUGUGGGGAUCGGAGAAAAGUAAUUUCCCCCCGAUUUGUUAAAGUAAUUUUUCGUUUCCCUAUAUUUUUUUCCGAUGAAAGGCACCGAUUUUUCUGACUCAGCAAGUCUAAGAGCCUUUCUAUACUCAAACAUCUACCCUCCACACUGUUUAGUUUCUUUUUAGCCAUGUCAGCAGAGACUACUACCACUGGAGAUGAAAAUAACAAGUCCAAGUAAAUGAUGUGGCGUGAUUUUCCUAGACUAGACUAGCAUCCAUUGCGGAUGCUCUAAUGCAUUCGAAUUGCUACACUGUAAAUUAGACUGUAGUUCCAAGGUUGUUUUAAAUUGUAAGAUGUAAUUGUUGAGGAGGGCAUAAUAUAUUUAUUUAUGAAGGAUAACGAUAGGAGCGGGGCAAGAGAAGGGCCGGCCGCACUUUUGUUUUUCUUCAAGGAAUUUCAUCAAUCUAAAGAAGUGUUCACUAUCAAAAAACGAGCUCCAUGAAAUAAUGUACUUUUACACCGUUUCCACUACUCUUAAAAUGUAAUUUUCUUUAAUUUCUUGGUAAUAGAUAAUAAUGUAGGGAUACUCUUGUAAUUACUUACUCUUGGAUUAUUAUAUAUACAUGUAUACGGCUACCCUAAGGGUAAGCCAUUCCCUCUAAUUAUUCAUAUGGUAUCAGACUGUUGAGGAUACGAUCCUAACCCUAAACGCCCUCAGCCAUGACUUCCGCCAUGCCUACGACUGCAUCCUCGCUUCAUUCUCAGGCCUCUUUCAUCGUCGAUGAUACCCAGCCGGACGUUACCACUGCGGCUUCCAUUCAUUCAUCUCAGGCGCCCACAUCCUCUUCGUUGGAGCAGCCCCUUGUCAGUCGCCCGCAACACUUCAUGCAGGAGCAGACAAUUCUUCCAUCGUCGGCCAUCUUUAGUGGUACCAGCCCUCACGUAUCAAGCUAUUCACCUUUUUCGAUGCCAGAACCUUUUACUUGGCAACCGACUCUCCAUCCUUUUUCUGCAGCCACUUCCGCUGCAGUCCAGAAUACUGCCUCGUCUUUGCCUUUCAAUCCUAUCGUUGGUGGACAGUUUGACGUCGGCUCAUCCUCCAGGCAGCAACAUCACUCACCGUCUGGGUUUGGUAAUUCAACAUCUUUUCUUACUACUAUGGCAUCUCAGUUGACAUUCUCCACCCCUAAUGUCACGAAUAUAGUUACCACUCGUUUAGCUUCGGUUGAGGAUUAUUUACCUUGGAAAACACAGUUCGAAUCUUUUUUGGUUUCCCAUAAUUUGGUGGGGGUGUUAGAUGGUACCAUUCCCAUUCCUUCUCCGUUUGUUUUGGAUGCUUCUCGUAGGGAGAUCAUGAACACGGACUAUCAACUUUGGUUGAAAAUAGACCAAACUGUCCGUUCAUGGCUUUUCGCCACACUUUCUCGGGAUAUUUUGAUUGAUGUGCAUGAACUUAAAUUUUCUUAUCAAAUAUGGGAUCGUCUUAAAAACAAGUUUAUGUCUGCAAGUACUGCCCGGUCUAUGGAAAUCAAACGUCAACUUUCCACGAAGAAGAAAAAGGCAAAUCAAACCAUGGACCAAUAUCUUCGCGAAAUCAAGGUUGCCGCGGAUUCCUUAGCACUCAUUAAUUCUCCGGUUAGUGACAAGGAUCUUAUCGAGUAUACUCUUCUUGGUCUUGGUCCGGAAUUUGAGUCAAUAUUAGGUGGCUUGGCAUAUAUCCCUCCCACAUUCACUUUUGACCAGUUGGGGCCCAUUUUAGAACUCCAGGAACACCGGCUCCAGUAUAUGAGAGGGACGGAUGCACCUUUAUCACAGCACCAGGCUUUUGUAGUUGCUGGGCAGACCUCUUCCAGCUCACAAGUUCGUCCCCAGAAUCCAUAUCAGGGCCGAGGAGGAGCCCAGCCUAGGGGAGGCCGUGGUGGUCGCGGCCAACGCUCACAGCGGGGUCACCGGGGUCGUGGCAGAGGGUAUGGUUACCCCGGUGCCCCUGGACAGCAGCCCUAUCCACGUGGCUAUGAUUAUCAGUACGCGGGACAUCAUGCAUUUCACACUCCGGGAGCACCCGGUGCAGGAUUCCCAUCAGUUGAUCAUACUUAUGCAUCCCCCCCGCCCCCCGUAGUCUGUCAAUUAUGUUUCACACCGGGUCACUCUGCCAUCACCUGUUCCAAGUUCACAUCUGGAUCUUCUCCGGCCCUAGCUGCUUUACUAACUGGUGAGACCACUGAAGCGACAUGGUAUCCAGAUUCUGGUGCCUCAGCUCAUAUGACGCCAAGCGAAGGUAUUUUACAAAAUAAAUCCAUUAUUACUAACCCCACUAAUGUGCAGGUAGCUAAUGAUACUAAUUUAUCUGUGUCAACGAUUGGCAAUGUGCAUUUACCUUCUCUUGGUCGCCCACUUUGUCUAAAAUCAGUUUAUCAUGUUCCUCAACUUAAAUUUAAUUUAAUGUCUAUUCAAAAGUUGUGUGAGGAUAAUGAUUGUACUGCAAUUUUUAAUAAAUCUUCUUUUUUUGUCAAGGACAAUCAAACGGGGGCAACUCUACUCCACGCUUCCAAUAAGAAUAGGACCUAUCCCUUCACAGUCUCUUCAUCACCGUUAGCUCUCUUUACUUCUUCUGCACCUGGUUCAGUAUGGCACAAGCGCUUAGGUCAUUGUGGUGAUAGCAUAUUGUCUACUCUUCGGCGCACACAUUCUCUUUUUUCAUCUACUAAUAUUCGUCAUUUAUGUACUUCUUGUAGACUGGGCAAAUCCCAUCGUUUACCUUUUCAAGAUGUUUUCCAUAUUGCUAAUGCUCCAUUACAAUUAAUUCACUCUGAUGUUUGGCA